GGGGAAAUGGCGGAUGUAGAGUCUAUACCGGCUAACACAUUGACAGCGCAAAAUGAAGCAUCUGAACUGCAACAUAAGAUAACGGCACUGGCAACGGAGCUUGAACAAGAGAGAGCAGCACGUCACAAAGCAGAGAAGGAGAAAUUGGAUACCGAGAAGGAACUGAAGAGAAUCAAUGGCGUUGUCGCUAAGUCGAAAGACUCGCGUGCAUUGCAACAGUGCAUGGAAGAAAAUGCAAGGUUGAAGCUCGAGCUAGAAGUACUCAGUGACCAAAAGCUGCAGAAUCAAGCCUUGAAAGAAAACAUCCAUCAAAUAGUCGCUCAAAGUGACCUACAACGCCGGCAACUCGAAGAGAAACUGGCUAGUUUCACAAGCUCCCAAAACUCACAUGGCCAUGAUUCUGCUAAUCCCCCACCACCGUAUUCCGUUAUUCAACCAGCAACUGAAGUUACUGCUGGCUUGGAGAUUCUUCGCGCAGAAGUAAAGGCAUUAGAAACAACAGUACGCGAUUUACGUGCGGAAAAAGCACAUCUGGCGGAAUCUUUGGAGGAUGCUACUAGGGUGGUUAAUGAAUUCAAGGCCCUCGAAGAAAAGCGAAAGGCUGCAGAGGCAAACCAAGGACAUACUGCAGCAAGUGGGGCUCGAUCUUGGUGGAACCGUGGAACUGGAGGAACCGCUAAUAAUUCUGGGGCAGUUCCCGUGGCCACCAAAGUCAACACAUCCUCCGAAACCGCACUGCCUCUUCUGGAAAACAAGGAAGAGCAUAACUCGGUACAUACUGGGGGGGAGGUGAUUCAGUCAACGCCCGGAAACGUACCUGGAUCUACCGCAGCAGCGACUUCCAAAUGGUGGAACAGGGGAGUCACCACAGCUGCGGUGGGACCUGCUCCCGAAAAUUCCAAGGAGAUAGAAAGCCUUCGUACUGAACGCCUGAAAUUGGAAGAGCAGUUAAGUGCGUCGCUGAAGGAGACGGCAGAGAUGCGGGCCCAAAUGGAAGAGUUGCGCAAAAUAUCAGCACAAACAACACUUGCGACAGACCAGACUCAUCUGCUUGAGCAGCGGCUUAAUGCAACCCUAGAGGAAGUUGCAAGCUGGAAGGCUCGGGCGGAAGAAAGUGAGAGCACUCAGAAAGAGCUUUGCCAUCAGCGGGAUAUUUGUGAAAGUCGUGUUAAGGAGCUCGAAGAACAAGUCAAAUCACUUUUGGAUGAGUCCAUUCAAUCGAAAAUACCCACCGAUACGCUGAAGUCGACCACUGACGAGGUUAAACAGGCGACUGCCACCCGAGAAACACAACUGUUGGAGGAGGUAAAAGGCAGUUCAGAAGAUGGCGAAACGGAAACCAGGCAAAGAUCGCAAUUGAGCGAGCAAAUGGAAGUACUGAAUCCCACCGAUGCCGGGGAGGUACCCUUGCAGGAAGUAGGACGAUUGGCAAUGGAGGAGCAGAAUGCAUUACACUUACAUGAUGCACAAACGGGGAAGGACGAGCAGGAAGGUCAAUUACUCAGCCUGCAAACCGCAUUGCAAACGGCACAUCGUGAAAAUGCAGAGUACCGCGAAGCACUCAAGGAACUCGAGAGCACUGUAAAGAAUCUGCGGGACGAAAUGAAUACAUUUCAGUCUACUAUUGAGGACAAGGAGGCCGAAUUGGUCAAAUGCAAGUUGGAAUUGACCCAGUGUCAAAACAAUCUAAAGGAUGCAAAUGCUCGUAUUGCAAGUCUCUCUGGCGUGGUUGACGAUAAAAUCAAGGAACUGGAGGGGAUCAAGCAUGAACACGAGCGCAAAUUGAUUGAGCACACUGCGCAAGCGUCUGACGACGUCAAGCGGGAGGAACUCGAGAGCACUGUAAAGAAUCUGCGGGAAGAAAUGAAUACAUUUCAGUCUACUAUUGAGGACAAGGAGGCCGAAUUGGUCAAGUGCAGAUUGGAAUUGACCCAGUGUCAAAACAAUCUAAACGAUGCAAAUGCUCGUAUUGCAAGUCUCUCUGGCGUGGUUGACGAUAAAAUAAAGGAACUGGAGGAGAUCAAGCAUGAGCACGAGCGCAAAUUGAUUGAGCGCACUGCGCAAGCGUCUGACGACGUCAAGCGGGAGGUGGAAGGUCGCAAAGACGUAGAGAUUGACCUUCUGAAGAAGGAAUUUGAACGCAGACAUAAUGAGGAGUUGAAGAUAGCAGAAGAUGUCUUGAAAACAGAACUCGCAAAAGUCAAGGAAGAGCAUGAGCGUACUAUGCAGGAUUGGAAAAGCAAUUCAGAGGCUUUAAUGAAAUCUAAAGCGGACGAACUAUCUGAUGCAAUAAAAUGCAAGCAGGAACUUGAAGUGGAGGUGGGGCGUCAAAAUAUUCACAAAACUGCAGCAGAUGCGGUUAUAGCGGAAAAAAACGCAGAAAUCGCUCGUUUAACAACCAAAAUCAAUGAAAUGAAAGAAGCAAAUGACACCCAAGUGAAAAGCUUGAAUGCAAAACUCGAGCAGCUCCAAGAAGUAUCUGCCACCGCUGAAAAGAAAGUGGCUUUGGAAGUUGAUGAGAGAGUUAGGAAGCAACGAAUAGAACUUGACGAUAAAGUGAAAAAAGAGCAAAAGGAAAAGCAAAAAAUUUUAAGUGAAUACGAGAAGCACAAGAAGGACUUUGUCGAAAUGCAGAGGAAACUGGAAAGGGAGAUCAUAUCUAAAGGGGAGGAGCUGGGAGGUAGCCUACGCAAAAUCAAGACACUAGAGCAGGAGAUUGCCUCAAUACGCACAGAAAAUGCUAAGUUACAAGACGAACACAAGGCCACUAUUUCGGAUCUUACACGACAAUUGGAGGACAAGCAGAAAGAGCUGACCAAGUUACGAGAAUUUGAGGUGCAUAAUCGGGUUGACGUUGAACCAUUGAAAGAACAGAUCAGCUCUCUUCAAUCACGGCAUGACAUUCUGGUGGCCGAGCUUGAAGUCGCUCGGGGAUCACUCGACCGGGCUGCCAAAUCAUUGCAGGACAAAGAAGAUGGUAACAGGAAGCUGAAGGCGAGGAUUGAUGAGCUCCAAACAAGCGAAGCGACGCUUAAGAAGUCCAUUGCUCGUCUUGAGAAAGAGCGAUGUGAUAUUCAAGCACAAAUUACCCCGUUGAAAGAGCGGAUAGCUUCCUUGGAAGCAGCACGCGAAUCUCAUGUCCAGGAUGUAGAAAACGCUCGAGCAGAUACAGAAGUCCGUCUAAAUGCAAUAGAAACAGAAAAGGCGAGAUUUCAAUCCGAAAACGAGAUUCUGGCGAAGAAGCUAAAGCAAGCUGAGAGUGAAAUGAAGAUUUUGGAGCGGAAGAGUGCACAGAUUGUGAAAGAUCUGCAAAAGCAAUUAUCGAAGGAGCGUAAGCAUCGCGAAUUCCAGGAGGAUAACGUCGAGGGCUUAGUACCUAGCCAGGACGAAAAAUCGCCAUCGACACGAAAUAGUAACAUGGACUUAAGCCGCCCUACAAAACCGGUACCCGUGGGUGAAAGCUUAGGAGUUCCCAAAGUCGAGCGGUUAACAGAUGACUUACUUCAUCUGGCACAAGAAAAUGAAAUGCUGAACAAGCGCACCAAAAGUGCGGAAGAUGAGCUACGGAGUACAAGCGAGCGAUUGCACAAGAUGACUGAAGAAUUGGAACAAAAGUCGAACAUCCUGAGACAAUACAUACUUCGAGACCACGCUCAAAAGCUUCAGCCAGAUGAGAAGCCGAAAGUAGCUCAGACCUUCAAUUUGAAUAUUCUCUCAAGUACAUCAGCAAUGCAGCGAAUGGACCCAGUAGUGCUAGCCCAAAUCAACACGAAAAUGCAGAAAUUACUAGAAGAGCUCACGAGUAAGAUGAUAAUGAUGGAAGGUGCAUUAAAGCAGACAGAGACCAGAUUUACAUAAUAUGGAUUUUGGUGUGGUUGCCUUUUAUUUAUAGUAGGCAUCACCACUCUACCACCAAGUACUAUGUUUAGCCAUAAUAUCAAUUGUAUAUGAAUGUUGCAGA
Molecule: messenger RNA, 3961 nt
Organism: Spizellomyces punctatus DAOM BR117
Lineage: Eukaryota; Fungi; Chytridiomycota; Chytridiomycetes; Spizellomycetales; Spizellomycetaceae
Exons: 10
Coding region: 7-3858 (1283 amino acids)
Source: RefSeq, a predicted model, not a curated record